Molecule: messenger RNA, 1381 nt
Organism: Abrus precatorius (Indian licorice)
Lineage: Eukaryota; Viridiplantae; Streptophyta; Magnoliopsida; Fabales; Fabaceae
Exons: 8
Coding region: 111-992 (293 amino acids)
Source: RefSeq, a predicted model, not a curated record
AGGCUCACCAAUGUGAAAAAUGAGCAACUCCGCCACCCACCUAUUGUCAAAGCAUCUGAUUCUUUAGUCAUUGCGCUGCGUCUCCAAUUAAAGCAGCACUUAGCUCCACGAUGAUCCAAAGCGCCACUUCCUUAACCUCACACUUCCAACUCUCACUCGCCCCUCGCGCGUCCCGUCAAAGCAGCACUCUCUCCCUCUUCCCAACUUCUACUCUUUCUCUCUCCAAAACCGCCAUGUCCUCCGCUACUCUCCGAUCAUCUUCUCCAACCAGCCACCAACCACUCGACGUCACUGAACUCAACGACGAGUCCGACUUCGAAUCUCUUCUCUCUCCCAACGGUUACAUCUCCAUCUGCGGCUUCGGCUCUCUCCUCUCCGAGAGAAGCGCCCGAAGCACUUUCCCCGAUUUGGCGAAUUUCAGAAUUGCUCGGUUGAACCGGUUUCGACGCGUCUUCGCUCACGUCACUCCGGUUUUCUUCGAGCGCGGCAUUGCCAAGCCCGAAACCAUGGAGAUUUCGUGCUUAAGUGUGGAGCCAUGUGAAGGGGAAACUCUUGUAGUAACGGUCUUUGAGAUUAGAAAAUCAGAGAUUCCAGAUUUUAUCAAGAGGGAGGUUGAGUUUCGCUUUCUUGCCGUUCUUCCUGAAACGCUUGAUGGCAAGCCUUUUGACUUUCCAGCGGUCCUUUGUGCCCGUUACAGUGACGAGGAAUUUUUCAACAUUAGAUGUAAAGGAAACAAGGAAAUCUACUUUCAGCAAUAUGGACGAUGGAAUAUAGAUAAAAUUUGGAGAGAUGAUGUGUUACCUUGCCGUGUUUAUCUUCGACACUGUGUACUGGCAGCAAAGAAUCUUGGCGAAACAGCCUAUAACAACUUUCUAGAUCACACUUAUCUUGCUGACCGUAAAACCACCAUUCGGGAGUACAUGGCAACAUCAGGUUCUGGCAUCAUGGAAGAGCAACCCCCUGAAUCCCUCAAGUACCGCUAUGGUGGUUGAUAAUUCCAAAUGGCAAAUGGAUUGAACGGCUUGAUUCAUCAGUAGAAAAACCGAACAUACUUAAAUCAUUCAUUAACGCCAUUCAUUCUUCCGAUUUGCUCCAUGUCAAGCCUAAGAAAUACAAUUCACCUGAGCAUGUGAAAGAACUUUGUUUUUGAAAAAGAGCAAUCACAUUAUUUUUUACCUGUUUGGGAAUAUAACAUUAUCAGUGCCCCAAUAAUGUGUUUCAUGUAGAUAUAGAUACAGAAACAAAAUCUAGUCUUUUGUCUUUGGACGAACCCAACUCCGUAUCCCACCAAUGCCUGUUACUGUCAAGACUACAGGGUUCCCCCUACAUAUUGUAUGCUAUGGGAUUGUAUUCAGAUCUAUAUGAAAUUAUGGUUCCUUCU